AUUGCUUCAAAAUAGUGAGUUGAACUUGUUGCAUUGACUGGAUCCUCUCGGCAAGAUGAGUUUUUCCAGUCAUGCAUCUUCUAAGGAUACACGCAAUGAGCUAGUAAAUUUGGGAUGGUACCACUAUGAUCUUUCCCGUCAUGCUGCUGAGGCACUCCUCUUGUCCAAUGGAAGUGAUGGAAGUUACCUCUUGAGAAACAGUAAUGAGGGGCCAGGCUGUUUUGCGUUGUCUGUCAGGGCGAAGGAUUCAGUCAAGCAUUUCCAUGUGACACGCAAAGACAAUGGCUAUGUGUUUGGGUUUAACACAUUUGCAACCCUUCAUGACUUUAUCAACCACUUUGCCAAUCAGCCACUAGUAGGCAGCGAAACAGGAACUCUCAUUGUGCUCAAGUAUCCGUACCCAUGGAGAGUGGAAGAGCCAUCCAUUUAUGAAUCUGUGCGGGUUCACACAGCUCUGCAGACUGGACGCACAGAAAAUGAUCUUGUGGCAAAUGCUCCCUCACUCGGUACAAAGGAAGGCUAUCUACUGAAACAAGGAGCAAUUGUAAAGAGCUGGAAGCAAAGAUGGUUCACAUUAAGCAGAAAUGAACUGAAAUACUUUAAAGACCAAGUGUAUGAGGAGCCCAUUCGGACCCUGGACCUAAAGGCAUGCUCUGCAGUCCAGUUUGACUACUCUCAAGAAAGAAUCAACUGCUUCUGUCUGGUGUUUCCAGAGAGAACAUUUUAUCUCUGUGCAAAGACUGGUGUGGAAGCAGAUGAGUGGAUCAAGAUUCUCAGAUGGAAAUUGGAACAGUUUGGAGCUGGCCCCUUCUUCCAACAUGACUGUGCACCAAUGGAUGAUGCAAGGUCCAUAAAGACAUGGAUGACAAAGUCUGGUGUGGAUGAACUUGACUGGCCUGAACAUAGUCCUGACCUCAACCCGAUAGAACACCUUUGGGAUGAAUUAGAGUGGAGACAGAGCCAGACCUUCUCAUCCAUCAUCAAGUGUGACCACAAAAUGCGCUUCAGGGAGAAUGGUCCCAAAUUCUCAUAAACACACUCCUUAACCUUCUGGACAGCCUUCCCAGAAGAGUUGAAGAUGUUAUAGCUGCGAACAGUGGACCGAUUUGACGUGAGAGUCAAGGCAGUUGAGUGCAUACUUUUAGCAAUAUAGUGUGUGUGUACCUAUUUUUGUUUAGUAUAAAUAUGUUAUCAAGGGCGGCACGGUGGCCGACUGGUUAGAGCGUCAGCCUUACAGUUCUGAGGACCCGGGUUCAAUCCCUGGCCCCGCCUGUGUGGAGUUUGCAUGUUCUCCCCGUGCCUGCGUGGGUUUUCUCCGGGCACUCCGGUUUCCUCCCACAUCCCAAAAACAUGCAUUAAUUGGAGACUCUAAAAUUGCCCGUAGGUGUGAUUGUGAGUGCGAAUGGUUGUUUGUUUGUAUGUGCCCUGCGAUUGGCUGACAACCAGUUCAGGGUGUACCCCGCCUCCUGCCCGAUGAGAGCUGGGAUAGGCUCCAGCACGCCCGCGAACCUAGUGAGGAGAAGCGGCUCAGAAAAUGGAUGGAUGUUAUCAAGCAAUUAAAAAGAGUGCUUAAUUCAUUAUGAUCUGUAAUUAAUUGACCUAAUUCAUUUAUUUUUUUUAAUCUCACCUAAAAAUUGCUGAGAAAAGCCCUGAACUCAGAUCAUUUUACACUUGAGACUAUGUGAUUCCCAGGAUGCACAUCUGAAAACAGUGAGUCCUAGCCCUGGAACAAUGAGUCCCUGCAACUUAUCAUCAUGAAGUACAGAGGCAGUAAUCCCCUGCUUUAUUACUUCACAGUCCCACUAUAUUGCAGAUUUUAAUAUGUACAAUUUGUACAAUAUUUCUGACAAAUCCAUUGCUCUUGCUCUCUUGUCAAUAUAUUAUGUUUCGGCAUGGCACUAAAGCAAUUUCUUUAGGAUGAUAUAUUUUCCCGAAAGCUAUCACGAUAAAUGAUAGUAUCGGUGAUGUUUUUUUUUAUUUUUUAUGCCAAUGAUAUUAUAGAGCAUAGUAAUUAAAGUACAUCCUUUUUAAGAAAACAUCCAUUUCAAUUCUAAAGAACAAUGAACCUUGGCAUUGUAAUUUAGAACAAUAAAUAAAAUAUCAGAAAUAAAGAACAAAUCAGACUCUUCAAAACAAUUGCACUUAAAUAAACAUUUGACACAUAGGUAUAGUCAUUAACGCACUAAAAAGGCCAACAUUUUUUAUUUAAGGCUGCCAAAUUUGAAUGAAUUAAAAAAACACCAUGUAUGUACUUCCCUCAGGUAGGCGCUACCGAUCAAUGCAAACUAGAACUAGCAGACAUUCCAACAGCUUCUUCCCUCUUGCAAUUAACUUCUUAAACAGCUAACCUACAAUUCCAUUGCAACAUGCUGCCAAUUUAUUGAUAUCUAUAUUUUUUUGUCUAGAGUUUGUUGUUACAUUUCUGUUGGGCCAAUUAUACAUACCCGUGCACUCACUGGAAUAGUCUCGCCACGCUGCACUAUUUGCAUAUCUGUUGUUGACCAAUACUGGCCACUCAUGCCAGAGUAGCAUCUGCCCCACUUGCACACUGACUGAGGAGUACCUGCAACAUUUGUCGAAUCAACAUUGUCCGAGACUAUCGCGCUACUAGUCACUUUAAACUGCAUACAAUCCUUGAAGUCUCGGUGCCCUUUGCACAAUGGUCAUUGCACCGGACUAUUGCUAUA
This is a messenger RNA of Phycodurus eques (leafy seadragon), 2687 nucleotides long. It is a transcript of the gene dapp1, whose product is annotated as dual adaptor of phosphotyrosine and 3-phosphoinositides. NCBI's taxonomy places the organism in Eukaryota, Metazoa, Chordata, Actinopteri, Syngnathiformes, Syngnathidae. The record is from RefSeq and is a predicted model, not a curated record. The transcript is spliced from 9 exons. Gene Ontology annotation, molecular function: nucleic acid binding. Bases 56 to 1033 code for a protein of 325 amino acids.